Parnassius mnemosyne (clouded apollo) is the source of this 1398-nucleotide messenger RNA. The record is from the annotation of a GenBank genome assembly. Lineage: Eukaryota; Metazoa; Arthropoda; Insecta; Lepidoptera; Papilionidae.
AUGGUUAGAGCUAUUUACUCACCCGAAUAUUGUCUGCAAUAUUUAGAACAGUUUGCGUCUCAAGAAAUUUUCGUCACUGGAUUAAUUUUAGGACAGAUUACGAAUUCUCGCGAAAAUGUUAUACAUCUAGCUCGAACGCCAGAGGAAAAAAGUACAGACAACGUAUCCGAAGAAAGUUUCACUUCGGACAAACAAGAACCCGUAAAAAAUUUACUUGGAGUCUCUGAGGCAUGGGUUGCUGAUCAUGCCAAACAUGUGACAAGAAUGUUACCGGGUGGUGUGUUUGUUCAAGGUAUUUUUAUUACAAGCGAUGAGGACAUUUUUGAAGAACCGAACUAUUUUAGCAAAGUGAAGUCUAUUUUAAAUUAUAUGUACAGAAUACUAAACAGUAAUCGGUUUAUGUUUGCCAACUGUCCCGACUCCAAUGAAAGGUUGAUCUUACACAUGUCAACAAACACCAAGGUACUAACAUGCAAAAGUGUAGAAAUAGGUGGACCUAACAAGAAUACUUCUAUUAAACCAGUUGAAUGGAAAUUUUUGUCUAAACCACAGCAAUGGCAGAGGUUAGACUGUUAUUAUGAGUUUGAUGAUGUUUACCCUGUAAUUGUAAAGAACAGUGGUAUUUCAGUUAAACAACAGUUUCAGCAAAUACUCGAGUCGGCACAUAAAACAAUUGAUUCAAGUGUGAUGUUCAUUGAUGGUGAAUUGAAAGAUGGUUCGGAACAGUUGGAACAAAUCAUAAAAAAGAAAAAAUCAAAAAACAAUACUAAAACUUCACAAGACUUGCCUAAGUCUAUGCAUGUGUCAUUGUUUGUGCCAUUUGAGAAUGCCCUGCCUGAAACUGUGGAGUAUUUGGAAUGUGAUGGCAGUAUACACUUUAGUGGUGUGGUAUCUUCUAGUGUGUUUAUGUAUCCUAAGGCAACAGUUAGUGAAGCAAUUGCAGCAGUGAAACAAGAUAUUAUAAGAUCAUUAGCAUCUCGUUUUACUAUGCACUGUGAUGCGCUAAUUGAUGACAAUUUACUUCCUGAAGAGAAAGUUUGUUUUAAUGAGCCUCCACGGCGUGUGUUAGUGCCAGUUGGUUCACUAUAUCUCUGUGACUAUCUUUUCCCUGGUGAAGCCCCAGCAGAAGCGCUACUUUCCGUUAGAGAGUUACUGGAUUUGCAGAUUACUGAAACUGAUGUGAUUUGUGACAUUGAAACACCAGCAGAUACGUCAGAGUUUGACGCUCUUGAUCGAGACGCGAGCAGUGAAGAACUUUUAGCCACUCCACAAGAAGCAAGCCAGUUUAUGUACAUCACAGGCAUUUGCUUUGCUUUGUUUGUCUUGGUGAUCUCUAUUUUAGUUCAUUACUAUGAUGGUAUUGUAGAUUUUAUAGGUAAAAUAUUGACAAAGUCGUGA